CUAAACAAACAAUGUUCUUAGCUUGGUUUGAAGCAAAUAAGAGGUAUUCAGAAGCUAGAGAUAUUAAGUAUGCAGAUUUUCCACAACAAUUCGUGUACAAUGAAAACUCCUUGAGGUGGCAGCCUAGAAAAAGAGGGUUUGCAAUUGGAAGAAUUAGAAGUGUUCCCCCGGGAAAGGGAGAAGACUACUACCUAAGACUGCUACUUAAUAUUCAAAAAGGUUGCACAAGCUUUGAAGAUAUCAGAACUGUGAAUAACAACAUUUACCCAACAUUUAGAGAUGCAUGCUAUGUAUUGGGAUUAUUAGAUGAUGAUAAAGAAUACAUAGAUGCUAUCAAAGAAGCAAGUAUAUGGGCAAACGGUGCUUACAUCCGAAGGUUAUUUGUUGUCCUGUUGAUUUCAAAUAGUUUAACCAGACCAGAACAUGUUUGGGAAAGCUGUUGGUCAGAUUUGUCGGAUGAUAUUGCAUACAAACACCAACAACGUCAUAAUAAUCCAGAUUUGACUUUAUCAGACGACAGCUUGAAAAAUUAUGCUUUACUUGAUAUUGAGAAAAUCAUGCAAAGCAACAGUAAGAGUUUACGUAAUUAUGACUCUAUGCCGCUUCCAAUUGAAUCGUUGUUAAAUGAAAGUGGAAAUAGGUUAGUACUCGAUGAACUAGAGUAUGAUGUGUUUGCAAUGCGUGACGAACUUGCAAAGUAUCUCUCUACUAUCACCACAGAGCAGAAGAAAGUUUAUGAUACAAUCAUGUCUGCUGUAACAAACAAGAGUGGUGGAAUGUACUUUUUGUAUGGCCAUGGUGGGACAGGAAAGACAUUUAUAUGGAAAACAUUAUCAGCUGCGAUUUGUUCCAGAGGAGAAAUUGUUAUUAAUGUUGCAUCAAGUGAUAUUGCAUCCCUACUACUUGCCGGCGGUAGAACAGCUCAUUCUAGAUUUGGACUCCCAAUAAUUGUGCAUGAGGGUUCCACUUGCAGCAUCAGUCAACAAAGUCCACAGGCAGAGUUAUUGAUGAAAGCAAAUCUUAUUAUAUGA
Messenger RNA from Erythranthe guttata (spotted monkey flower), 1031 nucleotides. The record is from RefSeq and is a predicted model, not a curated record. Lineage: Eukaryota; Viridiplantae; Streptophyta; Magnoliopsida; Lamiales; Phrymaceae.